Fusarium proliferatum ET1 is the source of this 645-nucleotide messenger RNA. RefSeq lists its product as uncharacterized. NCBI's taxonomy places the organism in Eukaryota, Fungi, Ascomycota, Sordariomycetes, Hypocreales, Nectriaceae. The record is from RefSeq and is a predicted model, not a curated record. Bases 1 to 645 code for a protein of 214 amino acids. The transcript has 2 exons.
AUGGUCCGCUUUACCCUCCUCUGCGUAGCGGUCAUCACCGCCUUCUUUGCCGGAGCUGAAGCUGGCCUCUGUCGACCUUCAACGACGGCCGUGACCAGCGCUGCCGUUACUACGACUACCUCAAUAGAUGCCACUACUACCCUCGCGGCAACCACCACCACUGUUGUGCUAGGCUACGUCGAAACGCAGUUGUUUGUUAACCCAGGCUUUGAUGAUUCCGACAGCGGUUACGCGCCAUGGACUGGGAACGCUGUCAUAAUUCAACGAGACCCUCAAGCCGGCACUCAGGCUUUGUACAGCCCAGAUAUACAACAACGGUCAAAGCAAUGCCAGAGGCUACGUCAAGCAGACCCUGCCGAAUCUGAACGGCGAAUACGAAUUCUCCAUUAUUACCGGGUUGUUGUUGCCAGGACUGGUCUCUCCCCUACGUGUGAUCUCCAGAUCAAGAUCGGGGGAGAUACGACCGUUCCCGCCAAUAUCGACUUAGUCGUUGGCGAUUGGAAGUCAGGUAGCUUGUCCUGGUCUAGUGCAGGCGAGACUAUCGCACAGGCGGAUGUGGAGCUUGCCGUAACGUGUAGAGGAGACUACGACAGAAUUCAAAUCAAUCUCGACAGCUUUGCAUUCACGCGGGUUUGCAGCGCCUAG